This is a messenger RNA of Haliotis rufescens (red abalone), 1682 nucleotides long. RefSeq lists its product as uncharacterized. Lineage: Eukaryota; Metazoa; Mollusca; Gastropoda; Lepetellida; Haliotidae. The transcript has a single exon. The coding region runs from base 30 to 1520 and encodes 496 amino acids. The record is from RefSeq and is a predicted model, not a curated record.
UGGUCACCCCUCACCUCUCCUCUCCUGCCAUGGCUUACAGCUCUGCCGUGAAUGCUGGACCAGUCCCGGAGCAGUUCGUGGAUAAGGAGGUCGAAUCCCGGACUGUGAGGGUGUAUUCGACUGCUCGUUUUACCUCUGUGCCAGACUUUGCUCGCCUGUUAACUGCUGCUGUGCCUGACUUUGCCUUGAGUGAUUGCCAAGCCAUAUGGAGGACGGAACGCUCCGGCCAGGUGUAUGUGACUUUGAAAUCUGUUUCUGUGGCCCGAAAAUUGCUGGACUUGAAAUGUGUCUCCACUGGUGAUGAGAAGUUGUACUUUUAUGCAUAUGGUGUCUUCAUGGUUCCCUUGCGGAUCCAUUGGCUGCAUGCUACCGUUACUAGUGACUUUCUCAAGGAUUUCUUCAGCCGUUAUGGUCGUGUGUUGGACGCCUUCCGGGAGUUUAUUGAUGUGGAUGGUGUUAACAUUUUCACUGGUGUCCGUAUUGUACGGAUGGAGCUCACGGAUGCUGAACGUACGUGUAUCCCUCAUAUUGUGCGGUUUGGGGAUAAGCAGUCCAUGCUUGUUACAGCUCCGGGUCGUCUGCCUAUCUGCCUCAAGUGCCACUCCGUUGGUCAUGUGCGUGCCCGUUGUCCCGGUUCGGAUGUACCUACCCCUUCUACCGGAAAUUCUACUGUGGCUCCUGAUGUUCCUGACGUUGUCGACCCUGAUGUGAUGGACGUGGAACCUGUUGAUACUGUUGUUGCUGGCUGUGCUAGUGUUGUUUCCGUUACGGAGUCUGUGGCUGGUGUUGAUUCGUUGGAUGACCGACCCCGGGUUGUGGUUUCUCUGCCUGAAGUCAGUGUUGUUGAUGGGUCCAAGGUUGACAGUGACAUGGAUGGUUUGUCAGCCGAUUCUGACGUUGAGAAUGACGAUGCCGUGGAGCCUCAACCCGUUGUCCCUCCUACCAAGAAGCAGUGUACACGUGAUCUUCCAGGUGCUGGAGUGUUUGAGAAGAGGAAGCAGGUUGCUCGUGUCUCUGUGUCUCCUUCUUCCCCCGUUAGUUGGGCCGAUCAGCAGUCUCAGUCUGACGUUCUGCUAGCUCAGAUCCCUCUGGACUCUCAAGGUGGUGAUAGUGCUGGAUUUCCGCCUCUGCCUCGUGGUACCGUUAGUGCGCGUGGCCGUCGGGUUGCUCCCCCUCAAGUCGUCAAGGAGGUUUCCCCGUCUGCGUCUGACUCUGAUUCCGAUGAAGAGCGUCUUUGGUUCUUCAAACUGCAUGUGUCUCCUAACAAGUCUGGUGCUGGUCUUCAAGUGCAUGUGGACACGGGCCAUUGGGAUGAAUGUGUUUUCGAUUUCCCUAAGGAAGGGCGUGAGAAGUUGAGGGUUGCUGUUGGGAACGUUCUUGUGAAGAAAGUGAACUUUUUCCGUCAUCGUUUUCCUUUCAAGCCAAACCAAACUCAUGGUAGCUUUGUGAUUUCCUUGUGUGAGGAGGAAUUUCGCUCUGGUGUUCCGAAGGAGCCUGUGGACUUAGUUGUUUGUGCUUAGUGUUUCCUGCCAUGUCCAUCGCUUGAUUCUGAUAUAUUUUUCCUCUUUUAGAUGAUUCUCUGUUAGCACUGCAGGGCCCACAACUGUGAUAAUUUUAGGCGGCCCUGCAGUGACAGCGCUGUACGCGCCUGUACUAAAUUCUCUUUAGGUAAUAAAUUUUAU